Molecule: messenger RNA, 2550 nt
Organism: Triticum turgidum subsp. durum (durum wheat)
Lineage: Eukaryota; Viridiplantae; Streptophyta; Magnoliopsida; Poales; Poaceae
Source: the annotation of a GenBank genome assembly
AUGGGGCGGAGCUCGGGGGGAGAGGGAGGAGGAGGAGGAGAGGGGCAAGGGGAGGCGGACGGCGGCGGAAUCGCAGACUGCUCGCCGGGGACCAUCGUCUGGGUGCGGCGGCGGAACGGGUCCUGGUGGCCCGGGAGGAUAGUCGGGCAGGAGGAGCUCGCGGCGUCGCAAGUGGUGACGCCCAGGACGGGGACUCCGGUCAAGCUACUCGGCCGCGAGGAUGCUAGCAUUGACUGGUAUAACCUGGAGAAAUCAAAACGUGUCAAGGAAUUUAGAUGUGGAGAGUUUGAUGCUUGUAUUGAGAAGGCAAUGGCUUUUCAAGGAACUCCUGUAAAGAGAAGAGAAAAAUAUGCUCGUAGAGAAGAUGCUAUUCUUCAUGCUCUUGAAUUGGAAAGAAAGCAGCUUGCAUUGAAGUACCAGAACCAAGGUUUCAGGGCAGAUGACAGCUGCAGUACCCUCUUUGCUGACACAGGGAGGGAGUUUGACGACUUCCCUUCAGAAUAUUACUCAAGAAACAACGUCCAGGAACCUCAGUUGCAUUUGCAAAGCUCAGCAUCUCAGCAACGCGUAGAUCUCAGCACUACUCGUUAUAAAAGCAAAAAGAGUAAAAAACAGAAAGGGGAUAACUCUGUUCUCCUUGGUAAAACAAAAGAGUGUGAAGAAAAGUUUAUUCAUGCUGGUUCAAAAAGAAACUUGUCAGGAUCUCUUGCUCUGGAAGCUUCAGGGAACACUCUCAGUAAUUACGUCAAUGGCUUUUCCAGUUCAGGACAUACGCAAGAAGGAUCAAAUGUAGAGAGUGGUGAGAAAAAUACAGCCCUGAAAAAGAGAAGAUUAGUGGAAGCUGUUUUUGAAGCAUCUGUUGUCAAAAAACAUGAUAGAUGCAGGCCACUUGCUCAAGUUGUACAGAGUAGCGUCAAAUUUCCUCGCUCUUUUCAGUGCAAUGAUGAUUCUGGAACUGUUGUAGUUGAAGGAGGUAAGGAUCCUUUGCCUGCUAUCUGUCAGGCCAAAAGAAGUGGUGCCACAUACCUGUCUGCUGAUUCUGGUGAUGCACAUAGCCGUGACUUCAUACCUGUUAAGGAAACAAUAUUAACAGAAGCUCAUCGUGAGACAGAAACUUACCUAAAGCAGGAGGAUACUCUUCUCGAAGAGCAAACAUUUCCGGACUUCGUUGAGAAGCAUGAAUCUGAUCCUUCAAUGAGUUUAUGUUCAGAUACUGAGACAGAAGAUGAUGCUGAACUUCUGCAAAGGUAUGCUAAGGUACAAUCCCUUGAAUCAGAUGCAUGUGAUCCUAAUUCCCUCCAGGCUUCUAAUAAGUCAAGGCAUGCAAAUGAUAUUGAUGACGAUGAUGAGAUGAACUUUUCUACUCAUAUUCCUCAACAAAACGUCUUACUAGGAGAGGAUGGUUCUCCUGAGUUAGGUGUUUCCCAGUGGCAUAUGAAAGGUAAACGCAACCGGCGCACUGCAGUGAAGAGACCAAUGGGGAAGGCGGAUGAAAAUCUGUCAUUAGAUAGCUCAAGUAGUUUCAUGAAGGGGCUGCUCAAAAUGACCAAUAAAGGUGACUCUAAAGUUGAGAUUAUUGAUGCGUCUAGCCAUCAACCGUUUGGUCAAAGUUUUCCUGAGAACCAAGAAGGGUUGGAUUGUGGUCAUGAUGAAGCAGAUUUGGUUGACAAGGCCGCGAGUCAUUCAGGAGUUAACAGAUACUAUGGUAAAGAUUAUCCCUUAUCUUCAGAACCUAUCAGAGAUAUUGGACGAAGUUACACUUCUUUCAACGACUCUGAAAUUUCUUGCAAGACCUCUUUGCUAAAUAAAAAUGGCAAUCAGAUAACCUCUAUUGGUCAGAAGGCAUGUGGGGAAGGAUCUUCAUUGUAUCAACAAAAUCAUGGCUCACAUCUUGGUUACAUUGGGCCGGUGUUGUUUAAUGUUGACCUGAAGGUACAGGCUAACUAUCAAGGCGAGCAUGUCCCAUUGGUUUCUUUGAUGAGCAGACUGGAUGGCAAAGCUAUUGUUGGACACCCUAUCCAAGUUGGAAUUCUUGAAGAAGGUUCAAUGGACAGGCUUAUUUUGGGCAGUGAUCUUGUUCUGGAAAAUAGCACAGCAGCAGCACCUGCUUGGCCAACAGGCAGAAGGACUGCUAUGCCAAGAGUCCCACGUUUGAAUUCAUCACGAGCAACCUUAGAUGGCAAUGCCACCGAUGAGCAGGGGGUCAAGCAUGCAAAGAAAAGCACCACCAGUGUGCGGAGGCCAUUUUCGCAGAAAUCUCAAAAGAAGCCCUCUGGCUUCAAGAAAGCAAGCUCACCAAGCCAGAAAACCAGACCCCUUUCAUCCAUUUCCAUUGGGAAAACGCCUCACAGAGAAGGUGGUCAGGCAAAGGCACAUAGGCGCAGCGAUGUUCUGGGUGGUCUAUUGAAAUCAGAUGAAGCAAUUCCGCUGGUCACAUGUGUCCCCGCAAAGGUUGUGUUUAGUAGGAUAAUGGAAGCAGUUGGCAGGCCGUCCCAUGCUCUUGCUCACCGUGCUAGAAAGGCCAGUCCUGCGGUACGGGAUCCACCGUAG